This is a messenger RNA of Entrophospora candida, 593 nucleotides long. The record is from the annotation of a GenBank genome assembly. Lineage: Eukaryota; Fungi; Glomeromycota; Glomeromycetes; Entrophosporales; Entrophosporaceae.
AAUCAAAUAAUAACCAAGUUGCCAAUUGAGAUUAUAAUAGAAAUUUGUAAAGGUGUUUCACCAUACGAUUUAUACAAUUUAUCAACCGCAUGUAAAUAUUUUCGUAAUUUAUUGUGGUCAAAAUCUGAUGCAACCCAAAUAAUUUGGAAAAAAUCUAGAAUCAGUUUUUUGAAAUAUCCAGAGUUGGAUCCACCAUUCGGCUUAACUGAGCAAAAAUACAUUUGGUUGACUUUAUUAGCAGAUAAAUGUCAAUUUUGUGGUGGAUCUUACGAAAAAUUUUAUUACGAGAUUUGGCCUUCGAUGAUUAUUUGUUGUGGAAACUGUUUUGGCGAAAAAACUAUACAAUUAUCAAUACGUAAUCCGCCAUCAUCAAUUCCAAAAGAAGUAUUUUCGCUUAUUCCUUCAACAAAAUGUUUUAACCCAUCAGUUUUCUAUCAAAGAUUUUAUUGGAAAACUGAUAUAGAAAACAUGACAGAAAUUUUAAAUGGUUUUGAUGAUGAAGAUCUAAAAACAUCUUGGAUAGCUGAGAAAGAAACUGAACUCAGGAAUAUUUUACAUGAUAUGAUACCUUAUCAAAAACAAGAAUUUCAACA